GCCGAACCAGCGGUGACGCGGCGGCCGUCGAGGGCACGCCGGUCAUGGUCUUGCCCAGCGGCGCCGUGCCCUGCAACAAGGCCAUCACCGACAUCAUCGAGACGCUCAAGCCGAUAAUCCGACAAGUUAUGGAAGAGACGAAUCUGCUCAAAAUGUGGGUGACCUACAUGAUCCCCAAAAUAGAGGACGGCAACAACUUCGGCGUCUCGAUUCAGGAGGACACGCUGGGUGAGGUGUCUUCGGCCGAGUCGGAGGCGGCCACGUACUUCCACGAGAUGUCGCGCUACUACAGCUUUCGUGCCAAGCUGGUCUCCAAGGUGGCCAAGUACCCGCACCUCGACGACUACCGCCGCGCCGUCUGCGAGAUGGACGAGAAGGAGUUCAUCUCGCUGCGACUCACGCUCGUCGAGAUCCGCAACCGCUACUCCACGCUUCACGACGUCAUCAGCAAAAACCUGGAGAAGAUCAAGAAGCCGCGCUCGAUAAACUCGCACGACACGAUGUACUAAGGUGGCGGUGUGGCGGCCAGGUCACCCGUAUGCAGGGUCAAGUGCGGUGGAGCUGUAAAUUGACGUCGGUUGUGGUCUUGUCGCCGGUGCUGCCCGUAGCCUAAAAUUGGUCCCAUGCGGGACCGGACUAUGGACGCUCGCGGGUGGUGCCAGGAGCCUCUUCCCUGUUCGUGUCUUUGCACCAGUAUCGCCACACCGUCCCAUGUAUUGGACAUCUUGUAAGGCAUCUUGUUGGUGUCACUAUCCGUGA
Pollicipes pollicipes is the source of this 759-nucleotide messenger RNA. Its product is annotated as proteasome activator complex subunit 3-like. Gene Ontology annotation, cellular component: nucleoplasm; cytoplasm; proteasome activator complex. The coding region runs from base 45 to 509 and encodes 154 amino acids. NCBI's taxonomy places the organism in Eukaryota, Metazoa, Arthropoda, Thecostraca, Pollicipedomorpha, Pollicipedidae. The transcript has 2 exons. Gene Ontology annotation, molecular function: endopeptidase activator activity. The record is from RefSeq and is a predicted model, not a curated record. Gene Ontology annotation, biological process: positive regulation of endopeptidase activity; regulation of proteasomal protein catabolic process; regulation of G1/S transition of mitotic cell cycle.